Messenger RNA from Gossypium arboreum, 1038 nucleotides. RefSeq lists its product as uncharacterized. The record is from RefSeq and is a predicted model, not a curated record. The transcript is spliced from 3 exons. Bases 1 to 1038 code for a protein of 345 amino acids. Lineage: Eukaryota; Viridiplantae; Streptophyta; Magnoliopsida; Malvales; Malvaceae.
AUGCAGCUGAGAUAUUCAAGGGUGUCGCUUGGAUCGCCCUUAAUGUGGGUGAGUACUGGACUUGAGGCCACAGAGAGGAUCAUAGACGAUUUGGACUGUACCCCCGAGCAGAAGCUAAAGGGUGCAGUGAAGUAUGUAGGCGUCAAUUAUGUGGAUACUUGUAGGAGAGAGUUCUUGAGUUUGACCCAGGGUGAUAGAUCAGUGGCCAAGUAUGAGGCCGAAUUUAUGCGACUGAGCAGCUAUGCGAGAGGUAUGGUGGCGACUGAGUAUGAGCGAUGUGUUCGCUUCAAGGAUGGCCUAAAGGAUAAUCUGAAGGUUUUGAUAGCUCCAAAGAGAGAGCAGCAUUUUGUUGCAAUGAUUGAUAAGGUGAAGAUCGCCGAAGAAGUGAAGCACGUGGAGCGCCAGAACAGAGAAAGAGGUAGGAAUAAGAGGGAAUCAGAGCCCUCAAAUUCCGUUCAGAUGCUUAAGAAAAAGGCUAGAGUUGAUAGGCCGAUCAAGUUUGGGGUUCCUAUAGCCGCUACUGGACAGCCGCCUUGUACUGACUGUGGUAGACUCCAUCAGGGCGAGUGUUGGAAAAAAACUGGGGCUUAUUUGAGGUGCUGUUCAUUAGAGCACCGUAUUAGGAAUUGUCCGCGGAGAGGUAGUAAUGGAUUGGGUUGUGGUCAGAGAGCACUGGACAGAGGUGUAGGUCAGGCUGAGGCGAGGCAGCCGGCUCUAUUUUAUGCUACCUAUUGUCGUGAGGAGGUAGAUACUCCAGAUGUCAUCACGGGUACAUUUCUUGUUUAUGAUGUACCAUAUACUGCAUUGAUAGAUAUAGGAUCCACUCACUCUUAUAUAGUCUGUACUGUGUCCGAGAAUUUGGGUACCUUGGCUGAGAGCACUACGAGUGAGGUGACUGUACUAAGUCCGUUGGGGCAAUCAGUAAGGGUAAAUAGAAUGUUUAGGGAUGUCCCUCUAGAGGUUCAAGGGACUAUCUUUCUGUUUGAUCUGAUGGAACUGCCUUUUGGAGAGUUUGAUGUGAUAUUGGGAAUAGACUAG